This is a messenger RNA of Trifolium pratense (red clover), 438 nucleotides long. RefSeq lists its product as uncharacterized. Lineage: Eukaryota; Viridiplantae; Streptophyta; Magnoliopsida; Fabales; Fabaceae. The transcript has a single exon. The coding region runs from base 1 to 438 and encodes 145 amino acids. The record is from RefSeq and is a predicted model, not a curated record.
AUGUCCCAUGCGGAUAAAGAAGACUUGUCUGGUGUUCUUGGAGUUCGACAUGUUCUAGGUACGGGUAUUUAUCUUGGUUUACCAUCUAUGAUAGGUCGGAGCAAAAAAAUCACAUUUUCUUAUAUCAAAGACCGUAUAUGGAAGCGUAUAAAUUCUUGGCGAGGGCGAGCGUUGUCAAAGGCCGGUAAAGAGGUAAUGAUCAAAUCGGUACUUCAGGCUAUUCCUUCAUAUGUCAUGAGUAUGUAUAUACUUCCCUCAUCUUUUAUUGGAGAUAUUGAAAAAAUGUUAAAUGCAUUUUGGUGGGGAGGAGGUAGUAAUAACGGGAGAGGCAUACAUUGGCUGGCAUGGGAAAGACUUACAUGUCCUAAGACUAAACGAGGUUUAGGUUUUCGUAAUUUUGAAGCUUUUAACAUGGCUAUGGUGGCGAAACAAGGAUGA